Molecule: messenger RNA, 693 nt
Organism: Pelecanus crispus (Dalmatian pelican)
Lineage: Eukaryota; Metazoa; Chordata; Aves; Pelecaniformes; Pelecanidae
Source: RefSeq, a predicted model, not a curated record
AUGUCAUUCAGAGGAAAUAAAUUCAGAGACAUGAAAGAGAAACAUUUGAGCACAGACACAACAACCAAGAAACUGCUUAUGGAUCUGCAAAAAGGCAAGGAAAAUAGUGCCGACUACUUCAUCAGCAUGACCACCUUGCUUCAGAGAAGCUUACUGCGAGUUUGCAUUAUAUUAGCAUUGUACAUCAAAAUGUCGCAUCCAGUUUGCCUUUUCCAAGGAAUCAAAGCGAACUACCACAACACGAACCUUCCGUGCAAAAUGGGUGGCUAUUUUUCUCAGCAGUGUCUCAGUGAAACAACUGAUUUCAGAUUCCCCAUAAAGAUUACCAAGGUAACACAGAAGAAUGUCACAAUGAUCAUCUAUGAGUUCCUCCAACAGAUCUUCCAACUAUUUAGCAAAAAUCUUCCUGUCGGUGCUUGGAAUACAAGCAAGACUGAGAAAUUCCAAAAUGGAAUUCAUCACCAAAUUGAAGAGUUAGAGAUAUGUUUGUCAGAAGAGCUAUCAAAAGCAAGAAACAGCUUUCAAACAUGGAUCCUAAAAAGCACUACCUUCAGUGUAAAAAAGUACUUCCAAAGAAUCACCAACUUCCUAGAAGAGAAGCGAUACAACCACUGUUCUUCAGAAGCGGUCCAAAUGGAAUUGAGAACACGCCUUAUAAUUUUUGACAGUUUUAUGAAAAGACACAUGUCAUAA